Molecule: messenger RNA, 934 nt
Organism: Carlito syrichta (Philippine tarsier)
Lineage: Eukaryota; Metazoa; Chordata; Mammalia; Primates; Tarsiidae
Gene: SH3BGRL3
Product: SH3 domain binding glutamate rich protein like 3
Exons: 3
Coding region: 263-544 (93 amino acids)
Cellular component (GO): cytoplasm
Source: RefSeq, a predicted model, not a curated record
CUGCAGAAGGGGCGGCCCUGCGUGGGACGGGCGCCCCGCGCCUGGCCACAGAGGGGGAAGGGAGGGGGCCUCUGGCGUGCGGGGCGGUGUCGCGCAGGCCCCGCCCCUCCCGCCCGUGCCGCCCAUUGGCCCCGAGAGCGGUGACUCGCGGGCGGAGCAGGAAGGAAACCGCUCCCGAGCGCGGCGGCGGCGUCGUCUCCCGGCAGUGCAGCUGCCGCCACCGCCGCCCCUCCGUCCGUCGGCACGCCCGUCUGCCCGCAGCAUGAGCGGCCUGCGCGUCUACAGCACGUCGGUCACCGGCUCCCGCGAAAUCAAGUCACAGCAGAGCGAGGUGACCCGCAUCCUGGAUGGGAAGCGCAUCCAGUACCAACUAGUGGACAUCUCCCAGGACAACGCCCUGCGGGAUGAGAUGCGAGCCUUGGCGGGCAACCCCAAGGCCACCCCACCCCAGAUUGUCAACGGAGACCAGUACUGUGGGGACUAUGAGCUCUUCGUGGAAGCUGUGGAGCAAAACACGCUGCAGGAGUUCCUGAAGCUGGCCUGAAUCGAGCCAGCCCACGGUUCUCCCACUUGACUCCACCACCACACUCCCCUCUCCCCCGGCCAUGAAGGACCUUAUGACCAACUCCCUGUCAUUCCUAACCUUCUGACCUUGGAGUCCCUACCCCAGCCCAGGCCCCUCUCCUGCCCCCUCUAACUGUAGCUCCCUCUCCUCUAUUCAAAGGCAACAUUCCUUACUGACCAGUUGCAGAAAUUGUCUUAAGCAACAGCUCCAAAUGUUGGCUGCCCCAGCCAGGUCUUGGGGUUGCCACCCUGCCUGGCGCUGGCUGAUGGGCACCUCUGUUGGUUCCAUUAGCCAGAGCUCUGCCAAAGGCCCCACAGUCCCCCUCCCAGGAGCACCCUAGAGACAAUUAAAUGCCCUUUUCCACUGGCA